This is a messenger RNA of Argentina anserina (silverweed cinquefoil), 1765 nucleotides long. Its product is annotated as sphingosine kinase 1. The transcript is spliced from 10 exons. Gene Ontology annotation, biological process: sphingosine biosynthetic process; phosphorylation. Gene Ontology annotation, cellular component: cytoplasm; intracellular membrane-bounded organelle; membrane. The coding region runs from base 43 to 1512 and encodes 489 amino acids. Lineage: Eukaryota; Viridiplantae; Streptophyta; Magnoliopsida; Rosales; Rosaceae. Gene Ontology annotation, molecular function: lipid kinase activity. The record is from RefSeq and is a predicted model, not a curated record.
ACUCCCACCCAAACCAAGCGUCAACGAAUCUUCACGACAAAUAUGGACCGACCCGACUCCUCCCGCCCCGUACUAUCCGACCGCGUCCUCAUCAACGGCGUCGUCACGCCGCUCACUCUCUUCGCCGACGGCGUGCUCCGGUGGACGGAGAAAGCUCACCGGAGCUUGAUCGUCGAGAAGGAGGUCCUCGGCGUCAAACUGGAAGGUCCGAAGAUCAGAAUCGGAGCUCUGGUCGACGCCGGAGCUGGAAUAUUCUGCGUCUCGAGCGGCGGAGGAGGAGCUCUGGUCAGGAAGGACUUGGUGUUCGAGCCUCUCUCCCACGACUCGCAGAAGCUCUGGUGCCAGAAGCUUCUCGAGUACAUCGAUUCGCUCGGAAGGCCGAAGAGGCUGUUUGUCUUUGUGAAUCCAUUUGGAGGGAGCAAAUGUGCUUCAAAGAUAUUUGUUGAUGAAGUGAAGCCGAUUUUCGAUGAUGCUGGUGUUGUGCUUACACUGCAAGAAACUCAGUAUCAGCUGCAUGCUAAGGAAGUUGUGAAAACUAUGGAUCUUUCAAAGUAUGAUGGCAUUGUUUGUGUUAGCGGAGAUGGAAUCUUGGUUGAGGUAGUAAAUGGACUUCUUGAGAGAGAGGAUUGGGACACUGCAAUAAAGAUGCCUCUUGGAGUAGUUCCUGCAGGUACUGGGAAUGGAAUGGCGAAAUCUCUUCUAGAUUCUGUUGGUGAACCUUGUAAAGUCUCAAAUGCUGUUCUCUCCAUUAUUAGAGGACAUAAGCGAUCAUUGGAUGUAUCUACCAUAUGGCAGGGGAAGACAAAAUUUUUCAGUGUGUUGAUGCUUGCGUGGGGCUUAGUAGCAGAUAUUGACAUUGAGUCUGAAAAGUAUAGGUGGAUGGGUAGUGCUCGUCUAGAUUUCUAUGCCAUUCAACGAAUUGUGCAUUUGAGGCAAUAUAACGGUUCUAUUUCUUUUGUGCCUGCGCCUGGGUUCGAAGGUUUUGGAGAGCCUACUAGUUACAAGGACGGUGGUGAAUCGACAAACAGUGAUCCAAGUCAAGAGAAGCCUGUUAAGGUUCAAAAACUUGUCUAUGAGGGACCUGAUAUAAACCUGGAGAAUAUGAACUGGAGAACUAUUAGUGGACCGUUUGUUUCAGUGUGGCUUCACAAUGUACCUUGGGGAGGUGAAGACACAAAGGCAGCUCCUGAUGCCAAGUUCUCAGAUGGUUAUCUAGAUGUUAUAAUUAUGAAGGCUUGUCCGAAAUUAUCCUUGCUCUCGCUAUUGACAGAGUUGAGCACUGGGGGCCAUGUCAAGUCACCAUAUGUACAAUACUUCAAGGCGAAAGCAUUUGUUUUGGAGCCUGGUGCUCGUGCUGAGGAUCCAAUGAAGGAAGGGAUAGUAGACUCAGAUGGUGAGGUCCUCGCUAGAGGCAAAGGAGCAUACAAAUGUGACCAGAAGACACUGAUGGCGUACAAUAAACUUCAAAUAACCGUGGAUCAAGGUUUGGCCACUCUGUUUUCCCCAGAGUAGAUUAUGACUUCUCAUGGAUUCAAUACUUGAUGACUGAGAAUUACCACACAUGAUAGCCGCCAUUGUUCAUUCAUUUUGAUUGUAUAGCCUGAACCAACAAAAUAGCGAAGAACAAGUUAUACACAGUGAUACAUUCCCAAAAGUAGUGUGCAGCUCAUGUCUUAAAUUGUAGCUUUGAUUUUUCAAUUUUCUUUUUGUUUUGAGAUAGACUUGUAAUACACCUCUCAAAUUUAUUGGCAAUAUACAUCUUUUC